Messenger RNA from Colossoma macropomum (tambaqui), 1916 nucleotides. RefSeq names its product NKAP domain containing 1 (gene nkapd1). The coding region runs from base 147 to 929 and encodes 260 amino acids. The record is from RefSeq and is a predicted model, not a curated record. NCBI's taxonomy places the organism in Eukaryota, Metazoa, Chordata, Actinopteri, Characiformes, Serrasalmidae. The transcript is spliced from 6 exons.
GGGAAGAAAAGGCGAGUUCAGAUUCGACUCCGUGUAGGAAAUGAACGGUCAUAGUUAUACAACAACGUGUGUGUCACGAAAUGUCAGACUUCGGCUGUGGCUCUGAGUUAAUGUAGCCAAAUAGCUCGUUAGCAUGAGAGGUCAUCAUGGCGAAAGUUCCUAUGGGGAAAGUAUUGCUCCGAAAUGUCAUCAGGCACACAGAUGCCCACAACAAGAUUCAGGAAGAGUCUGAGAUGUGGAAGCUUCGAGACAUGGAGCUCCAAACCUCAUCUGCUCAAGCUUCGAAGCACAGAUGGAUGACGAGCGGUCAUUUGGCGAGGAGCAACAUGCACUGCGACAGAUACUUGGAUGACUCAGAAGGAUCUGCGCGAGACAGGCUUGGAGAACGGAAAUGUCUGUCUGAAAAAGAUGAGCGAGAGGCUCGAUACUGGACACGAAAACUCUAUGAAUUUGAGGCCAAUGAUCCAGACAGAUGGGGUCAUAGUGGAUUUAAGGAGCUUUAUCCAGAGGAGUUUCAGUCAGAUGGAGAGACUGGUUGCACUAAAGGCAGCAGAAAAAAUGGCAAGGAAAAAAUGUCAGCUGACAGACGGAAGAACUCCAAGAAAUCCUCCAAGAAGAAGAAGAAGAAAAAGAAAAAGAGGCAGAAGACUGCAGGGUCAGACUCGGAGUCUGACAGCAGCGCAACGGACAGUGUCAAAAGGAAGCAAAAGAGGAAAAGUGGCAAAAGUAAACACAGUAGAAAGAAGGGACACAAAAGCAAAGCGAGAGAGGAGGACAGCAGCACGGAGGAUAGUGAAUCGGGCAGACAUAGAGACGUCAAACACAGGAAAAGACACAGAACUGCAGACGCUCAGACAGAGCCUGAAAGGAAAAAGAGGAAAAACUGGAAAGUAAAUGAAGAGAAAUCAGAGGAGAGCUCUGAGGACUGAAACGUGUUUUUAUACAAUCUUUGAUCAGAACUAUUUUUCUAAAAACCCACGCAUUAUUUUUAGAUUUGGCAAACUGUUAGCGUGGAGUCAUCGCCCUUAUCUCAAUACCUCACUCAACUGAAACUUGAUAGUUCUUUUGAAAACAAAAAAAUGUUUUCUAACUUGUAAUGUUAUGUUUUUUAUAUCAUUUUAAGAAUCCUGCCAUGUUGUUAUGAAUGAUUUCUAGUGUUUAUACACAUUCUAAUGAAAAUUUUCGUAUGUUUUAUAACCAAGACUCAGGUGUUUUUCUCUCAUAAGGAACAUAUGUCGUACCGCAGAUCUAUUAUUUGAUCAAACUGAGCUGUGAGGCCUUUUAGUUUGUGUCGGGCGAAGAGCUGAAAAUGCUUGGAAGGAAAAGCCCAGGAGGUGGCACUGUUGUGCUGUUGGCCCUUUUUAACUCUCAGCAUGCAUUCACAGUUCUCCUUAAAAUUGAGCUCUUUAGCUGGAAUCAACCCUUCUGUGUGUCAGCAGAGCUAACACCAGAGAAAAUGGGAGAAGUGGUAUUGGUUUCUCAGUCCUGGUGGGCUGCAACAGUUAAAGUUCCUCAUGAAAAAUACUUAAAUACCAUAAAAGUGCACAUUCAACUGAUUCAGUGGUUCAAUCACAGUUUUUCUUGUGAACUCAUACGCUCCAUGCAUUUUUUCAGUUGUUUUUAUUGUGAGCUCGUGUUCUUGCUUGUUCCAAAUUCAGAAUAUGUUAAGUCUGAGAUCAUUUUAACGAAAAUGAAACGCUUUUAGGGCACAGUAUUUAUGCAAGACAUUGGAAGAACUAGCUUUUUUUUUUAAAACAGUCCUCAUGAGGUUGUUUGUAUGUUUAAAGGGGAAUUUAAAAUAUCAGCUUUCUCAAAAUGCAUAAUGCAAUCAUUUAGACGUAAACAAAGUCAUUCAGAGUGGUUUGAUGUUAAAGACCUUUAAUAGAGAAACUUACUCAGAUUUCUCUACAGGUUUC